Molecule: messenger RNA, 2979 nt
Organism: Doryrhamphus excisus (bluestripe pipefish)
Lineage: Eukaryota; Metazoa; Chordata; Actinopteri; Syngnathiformes; Syngnathidae
Gene: slc30a2
Product: solute carrier family 30 member 2
Biological process (GO): response to zinc ion; zinc ion transmembrane transport
Cellular component (GO): plasma membrane
Molecular function (GO): zinc ion transmembrane transporter activity
Source: RefSeq, a predicted model, not a curated record
CCGAGUGGACCUCCUCCUUCUCCUCCACCUCCUCCUAUUCCUCCUCCUCCUCCUGCUCCUCCUCAGCAUCAGCAGCAUCGGGACAUCCUUCCGUACCUCCAUCACCUCCUCUUCCCCAUGGAUGUAAAGGCUGCAAGUUCCGAGAAGUCUCAGCUGAUCCACGACAAGAACCACAGGACGUACUGUGAGCGCGUGCACAGCUCCUUUCCAGACCCUGCUGAGCAGUUCCCGGACUUCCCCUUUAAGAAUGGCGGCAUGUCGGGGGCCAUGGAGCUUCAACGCGCCGUGGCCGUCCACUGCCACCGCGCCAAGGCCUCGCCGCAUGAGGACGGCGUGGACAAGCUCCUGGCCAAGAAGAAACUUUACAUCGCCUCAGCCGUGUGCCUGGUCUUCAUGAUAGGAGAAGUCAUAGGGGGCUACCUGGCCCACAGCCUGGCCAUCAUGACGGACGCGGCUCACCUGCUGACCGACUUUGGCAGCAUGAUGGUCAGCAUCUUCUCCCUCUGGAUCUCCUCCCGCCCGCCCACCAAGACCAUGAACUUUGGCUGGCACAGAUCAGAGAUCCUGGGGGCCUUCCUGUCCGUCAUGUCCAUCUGGAUGGUAACGGGGGUUCUGGUCUACCUGGCCAUCGAGAGGAUCGUGCGCGACGACUACGAGAUCGAGGGUCACGUGAUGCUGGUCACCUCCGCCUUUGCCGUGGUCGUCAACAUCGUCAUGGCGUACAUCCUCCAUCACUCCACCACCUUCCACGCUCACGGCCGCGGCUACCGGCACAUCGACGAGGACGCCGCUCAGAGUCCCGCCUCUCAUGGCCACGCCCACACGCUCCUGGGCGCCCACGGCAACACCAGCGUGCGCGCCGCCUUCAUCCACGUGGUCGGUGACCUGCUGCAGAGCGUCGGCGUCAUGGUGGCGGCCAUCAUCAUCUACUUCCGGCCCGAGUACAAAGUGGCGGACCCCAUCUGCACCUUCCUGUUUUCCGUCUUCGUCCUGUGCACCACCAUCACCAUCCUCAGGGACGUCUUCCGCAUCCUCAUGGAAGGUUCACCGAAAGGAAUCGAGUUCAAUUCUGUCAAGGAGGUCCUGAUGUCCGUGAAGGCCGUCAGGUCCGCUCACUCGCUGCACCUGUGGGCUCUCACGCUGGGCCAGAUGCUGGUCUCCGUCCACCUCGCUGUCGACUCGGACGCCGACACGCAGUCGGUCCUGCAGGAGGCCGGCGAGCUUCUCCACACCAAGUUUGGCUUCCACAGCGUCACCAUCCAGGUGGAGCGCUACUCGGACGACAUGAGGCACUGCCGCCUCUGCCAGGACCCCUGCGACUGACACGCCCCCCACGUUGCCACGCCCCCACCCCGGGAAGAGCGCAGGAGGCGCCCGGCCCGGAGCGUCCACCAACAUUCCCCUCAAAACCAAAAAGAGAAGCAUUCACGUCACGUGGGAGGCGCCGGUCCACCUUAAGUGCCACACCCGGCCCUAUGUCAUCAUACCACCUUACAUGAAGCCACGCCCCUUCAUGAUGGAGUCAUGGAUGCCGAACAUGUGGUGCGUGUGAUGAAGUGGGUCCAGCCAGGCGAAGUCACUGCCGAAGGCGUCCUCGCGACGACAGACAAGCUCACUGCCGUCUUUGAAGCUCCUCAUCAUGAUGGUCGAGUCCAUGGAGAAGGGCUGCAUCUCCUGAACAAAAACACAUUGAUGGAUCACCAAAGACACAGCUCGGCCAUUUGACAUUCGACACACACACUGGUCACUUCAUUAGGAACACCGUCUGACGAGUCGGGUGUCCGGUGUGUGUGACGAAGAAAAGCCUCGGAUGCUCCGUGAUGCCGUUUGUCCACAAGUGCAAUUGAAGCUUGCAGUCGGUGUUUGUUGUGUCGUGUGGCAGCAUGUUGGUGUGGCGGUGCCGCGUGGCAGCAUGUUGGUGUGGCGGUGCCGUGUGGCAGCAUGUUGGUGUGGCGGUGCCGCGUGGCAGCAUGUUGGUGUGGUGGUGCCGUCUUUCUGUGUUGGGGAUCACGUGGCCGUCACAGCUGAGCGUAUGACCCGAUGGAGUCCAUCUCCAUCAUCAUCAUGGUAAUUGUGGAAAUCGAUGAUCAUUGAGAUAUAAUAAUAAUAAUUAUAAUAUAAUAAUAAGACACUUUAGAAUACAAGCACUAAUGUCUUUUUUAAUUGGUCAAAUAAUUGUUUUUAUUCCUAUUGAUUGGUAUUGGACCUCAAAAUAGUUUGAAAAGGAUUUUUAGCAAGAUAUAAUAAUCAAUUUCAUACAGCGCUAAAGAUGCUGACGAAGUACAAAGAAGUACAAACGUACAAAAAAAGUACCAAAUUCAUACUAUAUAAGAAAAUAAAGAAAAAAUAGGUUGAGGAAAUAAAUAUUAUAAUUAUAUUAACUCAAAAUAUUAUGAGAAGAAAUUUUAAAGUGGAAAAAGCAGAAUAAAGUCAAAAUAUGAAGUCCAUCCAUCCUCUACGAGGCGGGUCGUGGGGAGAUGCUGGAGCCUAUGGAAGUGGCCUUUGCAUCCUGUCACCUUUUACUAUGGCUGGAAAAGGUGUGUACCCCCCCCCCCGGUAACCAUCAUCAUCAUCAAUGGGAAUUUGGUUUGCAAUACCACUUCCUGUUUGCAAUCUCAAUUCCGCUUCAUGUCAUUUGGGAGACAUUCACUUCAGUUGGGAAUCGUGCACGCGCCCGCCCUGUUGUAAAGUCACCCACAUCACCCCCAUCUUCCGUGUGCGUGGAACAGGAAGUGAAGGAUGGCGUGUAGAUCCUCGGCUGCUUGUGGUCCAAGUGCUUGCAUGCUUGUUCGCUGUGAGUGUUUAUCGUGCUGUAGCGCCAAGCGGAGGAGGAACCUUGCGUAAAUAUUGGGAAUGUCACAAUGAGCAAUGUGUGCUUUUCCAUGUCUGAGAAUGCUCCGUGUUCCUUGUCGUCUGUGGAAAUAUUCAAACGCUGUCUUUGUGUGACGUUACGUGACUUUUUUGUAAACUUGCAAAUAA